AUGAAAUGGCAAGUUGGUGAUGUGUUUCGUUCGUGUGUGGAGUGGAAUUUCUAAAUAAAACGAAAAAAACACUAAUUUUAUUAUGUUCAUGUGUUCCUAUUAACUUAUAAUUACCCUAUACAAUGAAUUUCAACGCUUCCAGAAACGUUGGGCACUCUGGUGGGAUCCGGAAGGCCAAACGAGUGAGCGAUGUGUCCGCCAUGGGUGCCCCGUCGCCGGCGCCGGCCUUCAGCCCGGGGCCUGUCUAUAAUGCUCCAUAUUCACACGCCACUCCUCCACCGCCUUACCAAGAAGGAAUCCAAUUGGAAACCACACAAGACUUCGCGUCGCCUGCACCUGUCCCGAACUAUGGCUACAUGGGAGGCUUUCCGCAGACACCCAUGGCAUCUCCUGCACAGCUUGGCUCCAUGCUCCAGCAGCCCAUUGUUCAGGACAUGGCAUUCCAGUACGGCAACCAGCUGGCCGCCCAGGGCAAGGAGGUGGUCCAGCGGGAACUCAACCGAUUUGUUCCUGUCUCCAGGAUGAGGUACUACUUCGCAGUCGACACCAGAUAUGUGCUAAAGAAGCUUAUGUUGAUACUGUUCCCGUUUACACAUAAGGAGUGGAUGUUGAAAUACGACCAGGACUCGCCUGUGCAGCCUCGCUACGACAUCAACGCCCCGGACCUCUACAUACCCUCCAUGGGAUAUGUCACUUAUGUACUGUUGGCUGGGUUCAUGCUGGGUCUCCAACACCGCUUCUCCCCGGAACAGAUAGGCAUGCAAGCGUCCAGCGCAUUAGCUUACAUCAUCUUCGAGAUGAUCCUGUACCUUGUUACUCUCUACGUGACCAACACGAACACCAACCUGAAGACUCUGGACCUGCUAGCGUUCUCCGGGUACAAGUACAUAAUAAUGAUCGGAAGUCUGCUGGCUGGACUCAUUCUGGGCAGGACAGGGUACUAUUGUUCCUUGGUCUAUACCAGCUUCACAUUGUCAUACUUCUUGGUUAAGACCCUCAGGGUACAAGUGCUCGCGGGUUCUCAAGGCGGCGAGCAGCCCGCGUACGGCUACCAGGCGCCCGCUGCCUAUCCCCAGAACCCGUACGCCGAGACCUGGGCCAGGCCUUCCGGGGGCACCAAGAGGAGGCUCUACUUCCUCCUCUUCGUGGCAAUCACGCAACCUCUGCUGUCCUGGUGGCUCACAUACCACCUGGUGCCUGCCCUGGAACCUCUACCGUCGACAGUGCCCCCGAUUCGAUAGCAAAAUGUACUUACUCUUAGUGAUAUAAAAUCCUUGUAAAAUACCAGUGGUUUUAGUUCGCGAUGUUGUUGGGACACAGAUUAUAUGCUUGUGAAUGAGGUUGAGAUUUCAGUGCAAAUAUCUUGGGUUAAUUCGGUCAAGGAUGCUGAAGCAGUUUUGGACAAAAUGUAGCGGUUCUUAAAAAUAUAUACUUACACUUUAAAUUCAAAUAUGUUCAGCCAAUAGAAUUAGAUUUGUAUUGGAGAUAGAUAUGGUAAUUUUUUUUGUAAAUAUUAUAUUACGCAUCAAUUUUGUUUUUUGUAUGCAUUCAAAGUCAGUUAGAAAUAAUAUUAUGUUUGAAAAUUGAUAGUAUUUUAGCACAAACCAUCCUUAAGUUAUUUGCACUUAAAUGUAGUUAUUUGUGGUACAGAUAUUGUAUAUUUCAGAAUGUUAAAUUAAAAAAAGAUUACAUUAUAUUGAUAAAAAGUACUAGAAAUAAUUCCCCGAGGCAAACAUUCGAUGGAGUUCAUAUUAUUUGUGAGUUAAUCUUUUCCUCUCCUUAAUCUACAUCAGUGUGAGCGAUUGCUUGAAAAUGGGGUUAAAUGCUGAAACACGCACUAAUUGGUGAAAGUAAUAUGCACAGGCGGGUUGAUAUGGAAAUGUUUUUGCUAUCAAUGGGAUGUUAUACGCGUGGUGAUAAAUUUCAGAAAUAUCUGAGUAUUCAAAUAUUUUUAACCGUGCAUUUAAAUACAUUCGGUCAAUCACUCUUUUAUUAAAAAAAACAUUCUUACGCUUAACGAUCAGAUUUAAAAACAUAUUUUCUAUCCGUCUAUGUAAAAUUUUAAUUCUGCCAAUCUUUGUCUAACGCUUAAAAAAAACAAGUAAGUUAACAUAUGUACACAUGUUUGUUUUGUACAAAUUAUUAUGUCUACAAAAUGUCUUGUAAAUAAAUUAAUAGAAUAAAACCUAACAUUCUCAUUCGUAUGUGUAAUAUGUACCCUUGUCAUAUUUUUUACUUUAUUACUAUAACUGAAUAAACGAGGUUAAAUAGGUCCA
Molecule: messenger RNA, 2276 nt
Organism: Amyelois transitella
Lineage: Eukaryota; Metazoa; Arthropoda; Insecta; Lepidoptera; Pyralidae
Gene: Yif1
Product: protein YIF1B-B
Exons: 7
Coding region: 123-1241 (372 amino acids)
Biological process (GO): endoplasmic reticulum to Golgi vesicle-mediated transport
Cellular component (GO): Golgi membrane; COPII-coated ER to Golgi transport vesicle; endoplasmic reticulum-Golgi intermediate compartment
Source: RefSeq, a predicted model, not a curated record